This is a messenger RNA of Cydia pomonella (codling moth), 1137 nucleotides long. Its product is annotated as hypodermin-A-like. Lineage: Eukaryota; Metazoa; Arthropoda; Insecta; Lepidoptera; Tortricidae. The record is from RefSeq and is a predicted model, not a curated record. Gene Ontology annotation, molecular function: serine-type endopeptidase activity. The transcript has 8 exons. The coding region runs from base 128 to 1123 and encodes 331 amino acids. Gene Ontology annotation, biological process: proteolysis.
GUUACUAAACAGUCGAAAAGAAACCACAUCGUUUUACAGUUUACUACAGUGCGGUUACUCAAAAUGCUAAAAAUUUUACUGUUUCUAGUGAUUGUUGUUGUUUUUGCUGUUGUCAUAUUUUUAUAGGAUGUUAAAAAGCUCGCAAUAUUCUCAAUAUCAAUUUAAUAUGUUACGUAGAUUUUUAAAUUAUUUUGUAGGUUUAAUGGUUAUUAUAAGUUACGGGGAUAUUGAAUGUGGAACGAUUCUAACAAAAGUACAACCGUCCGAGCAGGAGUGCGAGUUCCCGCCGAAGUUCGAAGAAGACCUCACGCAUUUGCGGCGCAAGCGACUGACCACAGAGAAUGGGCUCGUGUGCUUGGAGGACUACCCGUACACCGUGUCUGUCAGAUUACACAGUAAACACUGGUGUGGCGGUGCUCUGGUCGGCAAAGAGUGGGUGUUGACGGCAGCACAGUGCUUUGACUAUGUUACCAAGGACGAGGUGUCAGUCCGUACUGGAUCUGUGUUCCGAGAUUUUGGCGGCAAAAUAUUCGCGGUCACCGAGAUCACCAGGCACCCAGAGUACAGGAUAGACCAGUACUACCCUGAGCAUAACUUAGCCCUGAUCAAGCUAAACAUGCAGGUGACACUGGGUAACCGUGUGCAGCCUGUGGCGCUGGCUGCGCCUUCUGCAGAAGUGCCUCCCAAUUACGGACAUGUUGUCGUUACGGGAUACGGUUCUAUAUCCGGUCAAAUCCGCGAAGGCCAGAACCAGGAGCUCAGAAGAAUGAUAGUACAAGACGUGCCCCGCGCGUCGUGCCGCCUGCUCUACGGGAACGGGUACCGGCUGCAGUCCGACCACAUGUGUCUGCAGAGCACGGUCAAAGGCAUCGCUUUGUGUGCUGGUGACACGGGCGACCCAGCUGUGCACUUCAGCGGCGCCUCCAAAGGCGGUACUCUAUACGGCAUCGCGCUCUUCUCUGGGACCGAGGAGUGCACCUACAAGUCCAAGCCUGGAGUUUACGCUAAGAUAUCUCACAGCCGCGUGUGGCUGGACUCGAUCCUGAAGGCAAUCCCCAUCAAUUCUGUACCCGCAGACAGUGCCGACAGCAGUGAUAAUGACGUCAUGCAAGAGAGCGAAUAAACUCAAUUUCAAAA